Messenger RNA from Poecilia latipinna (sailfin molly), 3422 nucleotides. Its product is annotated as excitatory amino acid transporter 1-like. The transcript is spliced from 11 exons. Gene Ontology annotation, biological process: L-glutamate transmembrane transport. The record is from RefSeq and is a predicted model, not a curated record. Bases 135 to 1676 code for a protein of 513 amino acids. Gene Ontology annotation, cellular component: plasma membrane. Gene Ontology annotation, molecular function: neutral L-amino acid transmembrane transporter activity; glutamate:sodium symporter activity; L-glutamate transmembrane transporter activity. Lineage: Eukaryota; Metazoa; Chordata; Actinopteri; Cyprinodontiformes; Poeciliidae.
AGACUGUAACAGCAGAGCUGGCCAAGACUGUUUUCUUUGUUUCUCAAAAUUAGAUGUACAAGUCAAGCUGAAUCGCUUCUUCAGUCCGAGAAAGCUUCAUUUUAUCAAGGAUUUCUAAACUCAAGCUGAUAUCAAUGCUUCCAAACUCUGAGAACAUGUCGGAGGUAGAGUUGGUGGAGGUUGCUAAACCCGAAGACAAUGAGAAAAACGAAAGAUGUUCUCAGACCUUAGAUGAAGUAGGAUCAAUUAGGAAUGGAUUUAAUAUUUGGAUUUUCCUCAAGAGGAAUGCCUUCGUCCUUCUCACAAUGGCUGCUGUUGCUUUCGGGAUUGGACUGGGCUUUGCUCUGCGACACAUUAACAUGUCUGAGAGAGAAAUAACAUAUCUAACUUUUCCUGGAGAGCUGCUGCUGAGAAUGCUGCAGAUGAUGGUGCUUCCUCUUGUCGUUUCAAGUGUAAUUGCAGGCAUCUCAAAUGUUGACAGAAAAGAUUUUGGAAAAAUUGGGCUUUGGACCUUCAUCUACUACUUGGUUACUACUGUUGUUGCUGCGUUCACUGGCAUUUUCCUGGCGGUUGUCAUCAAGCCGGGGAAAUCAUCCAGGCACACGUCCGAGUCGUCUCCGGGUAAAACAGAGGCUGUGCACAGUGUGGAUGCUUUCCUGGAUCUGAUCAGAAACAUGUUUCCCUCAAAUCUGGUGGAAGCUUGUUUCAGAAAAUAUUUAACAGUUAAUCCCAGCAGUAAUUCAUCAGGAAAUCCAAUAGGAGCCACAAAUAUAUCAACAAAUGCACCAACAGCAGGAACCUCAGACGGCAUCAAUGUUGUGGGUUUGUUGGUGUUUUCUGUCGCCUUUGGCCUCAUCCUGAGCAGCAUGGGGUCAGAGGGGAAACCUCUCAGGGAUUUAUUCAACUGCAUGAAUAAAGCCAUUAUGCGUCUUGUGAGCAUAGCUAUCUGGUAUUCUCCAGUGGGAAUCAUCUUCCUGCUGGCUGGGCAGGUUGUUAAAAUGACGGACGCAGCAGAAAUAGGUCGUGAUGUUGGCAUGUACACUCUCACUGUGGUCACUGGGCUGAUCAUCCACGGCUGCGUCACGCUGCCGCUCAUCUAUGUUAUCGUCACAAGGAAGAAUCCCUUGAGGUUUUAUGGAGGAAUCCUCCAGGCUCUCAGCACGGCCUUUGGGACUUCAUCCAGUUCUGCAACCUUGCCUGUUACUCUUCGUUGUAUGGAGGAAAAUCUGAAGAUGGACAAACAGGUGACGCGCUUCAUGCUGCCUGUAGGUGCCACUAUGAACAUGGACGGUGCCGCCCUCUAUGAAGCAGUGGCAGCUUUAUUCAUAGCCCAGGUCAACGACAUGGACUUCAAUGUCGGACAGAUUAUCGUUCUCAGUUUGGUUGUUACAGCAGCAAGCACAGGUGCAGCUGGUAUCCCACAGGCUGGCAUGGUAUCCAUGCUGAUUGUGUUGAGCUCGACAGGACUGCCCACUGAAGACAUAUCACUGCUCCUCAUGGUCGACUGGAUUUUGGAUCGUUUAAGGACUGCUGCCAAUGUACUUGGUGACUGCAUUGGUGUCGGAGUGGUGCAGCAUCUCUCCAGACAUGAACUACAGACAUCCAGUCCUGCAGAAACAAAUCUGGUGUUGGAAGAAAAUCCACCCUCCAAGAGCAUCAGCAUCAAAAUGGAAUGAGUUGCCUGAAAGAAGAAAAAACCCUUCCGAUGUUGAGUAACAUAAUGAGAUACAAAAUUACGAAAUUGCAUUGACAGAAUACAGAGACAAGGCCAUUUUGUUUCUUUUUGUAUCUUAUGGUUUGUGUAGGAGAAACUCCAGAGGGAAACACAGAGAUCACUCUUCUUGUAAGACUCAAUAGAUUGCACUGCGGGACCUCAAAGAUUGUCAGGCUAAAACAAAAACUACUAAGCAACUUAUUCUUUCAGUAUAUUGAAGCAGCUAAACUCAUUAAAAGUUCCCUCCAAGUGACAUUACUCCUUGCCUUCAUCCUACAAAACAUCUUGAUCAUCCUACAAAGGUUUUUUUUUCCCCACCAGACUGGUUCUAUGGCUAAACCAAUACAGAUGCUUACUUUGUGGCUUGUUAUUUUGGUUUGUUUACUUUUGGUUUUAGUCCGCCUAGUUAAGGAGAAAUACAAUGACCAACAGAGCUUCAAAAUAAAUAGAGUAGUGUUGAAAGCUUACUGGGUUUAACCUUCCUGCUCCUUGUUUUAAUAUCACACAUCGCAUUGAACAGCAUAAUAUUUCUGUCUCUAUUCACAAACAUUCGGUAUUUAAAUAUAGUAGGUCUUUGAAUGUUGCUUGAGCCACACCUUAACUUUGCAGCCUUCAGGUAAAUAUCUCCAACAUAUUUACCUAAAGUGGUUGUUUACUCUGAAGGUUGGGAGUGUAAACGACCAUGUAACUUUGCAAUCCAUUGCAACCAUCUUUCAGCAUGAGACAUGGUGAUUUAAACAAUAUUUGUGUUGUGUAUAUGAUUAACUUACCUUGCUCACACAAACCAUCAAUUAUAAUUUCUACAAACUGAACAGCAGUGACCCCACUAGUGAUCCCUGUGGCACUCCCCUACUACCACAAGGUAGCAAAUGGGCCCAUCAGAAAGCUAUUCCAAACACGCUGACUUUAGUUUUUAUGCAUACUCUACCAUCUUAUAGAGUAUGAAAGUGUUGUAGCACGAAGGGCAUGUGUACUAACAGUUCCUUCUUUGUUCUUAGUAAUAUAUUUUUUUCAACAAAAUGACGACAUGUAGUUUGAUUAGGGACUUGCUUUCAAGUCAAACUGAAUCAGAUGCAGUAAAUUUACUCUUCUCUUUAAAACAUGUGAAGUGGUUUCACAGAAAAAUUAAAGUGGUUAACCUCUAGGCUUUCUGUCCCACCAAUCUUAAAUAUUGUUGUUCAAGAUUUAUUUUUUAUAUAUAUUGUCAAAAUAAUUGCCAGAACUUUUUGGUGAUGCCUUUGCCUGUUUAAUGAUAUCAAGGAAGAAGAUAACUUCAUUUCUAAGACCUUUGUAUACCCUUGUUGAUCAACUGCCAAGCCUGAUUUUUGGAUUAAUUUUAGAACAACAUCUCUGGAUUUUGUUAGUUGCCAUAUAUCACCACUUGUUUUAUUCACAACCUCAAUUAAAAAAGACGACCCCAUUUUUUUCACAGUUUUCCUUUGCUAAAACCAGCAUAUGUUGUUUAUUAAUGUCAUGAUGUGUAAAAAACAACAGCGAUUAGAUUUUACAGGCACAAAGGUUGUAAUCUUCUGCACUGCUGGUUGCUAGUGGACUCUUGUGAAGUUUAUUCUGUCCACAUUUUUGAUUUUUAAAGUGAAGAGUUUGUCUCAGAAUUUAUUGAGCGGACCAAACUUUUUGUUUAGGUGAUACUGGCACCAUCUUGUGGAUAAUUUUCACUAUGGCAAUAAAAGAUUGUAAUCUUGUUGAU